This is a messenger RNA of Closterium sp. Naga37s-1, 390 nucleotides long. The record is from the annotation of a GenBank genome assembly. Lineage: Eukaryota; Viridiplantae; Streptophyta; Zygnematophyceae; Desmidiales; Closteriaceae.
AUGGCACCAGGUCCUACUGGGGCCUCUGGAGGUGGUGCUGGAGGUGCUGCUGGUGGUGCUGCUGGUGCUGGAGGUGCUACUGGAGCUUCAGGAGGUGCUGCUGGUGCUGGAGCUACUGGAGGUGCUGGCGCUGCUGGAGGUGCUGGUGCUGCUGGAGGUGCUACUGGAGGUGCUAGCGCUGCUGGAGGUGCUGGUGCUGCUGGAGGUGCUGCUGGAGGUGCUGCUGGUGCUGGAGGUGCUACUGGAGCUUCUGGAGGUGCUGCUGGUGCUGGUGCUACUGGAGGUGCUGGCGCUGCUGGAGGUGCUGCUGCUGCUGGAGCUGCUGGAGGUGCUGGUGCUGGAGGUGCUGCUGAGGUUGGAGACCCUGGGUCCUCCUCCUCCUUUCCUUAG